GAAACAAGACUUGAAACCAAAGAGUCAGUUCCAAAGCCCAACAUUACUGGAGAUUUGCCUGAUGGGGUGAUGGAAAGGGAAGGUCUCUGGCGUUCUACUUUAAGGAAAAGCUGGAAUUCUGAUCAUUAGUUAGAGAGGCAACAAAACAUCCAAGACAGACGUCAGGGCCAAGUGGCACCUACCAAGGAAGUCUGCCCUGAGAGGAAGGUAUGUGGAGGUCAUAAAUUUGAAAGGCUUUUCAGUCAGGGUUCAAUCCAAGAUAUGCAACCACACAUUUGUGUGGCAAAAAGGCCCCAUCAUUGGAAUUCACAUGAAAAAGAUGCCAAACGAAAUUCUGAGUUAACUAAAACUCAAAGAAUGUUUGUAGGAAAUAAAGUCUAUGAAUGUAAUGAGUGCAGGAAAACCUUUGGCCAGAGCUCCUCCCUUCUUAAGCACCAGAGGAUUCAUACCGGAGAGAAACCCUUUAAGUGUAAUGUGUGUGAGAAGCACUUCAUUGAACGCUCCUCCCUUACUGUACAUCAAAGGAUUCACACUGGAGAGAAACCCUACAAAUGUAAUGAGUGUGGGAAAGCCUUCAGUCAGAGUAUGAAUCUUACUGUUCAUCAAAGAACACAUACUGGAGAGAAACCCUAUCAGUGUAAAGAGUGUGGAAAAGCCUUCCGUAAGAACUCAUCUCUUAUUCAACAUGAAAGGAUUCAUACUGGAGAGAAACCCUACAAAUGUAAUGAAUGUGGGAAAGCUUUUACCCAAAGCAUGAAUUUGACAGUGCACCAGAGAACUCAUACAGGAGAAAAACCCUAUGAAUGUAACCAAUGUGGAAAAGCCUUCAGUCAAAGCAUGCACCUUAUUGUACAUCAGAGAAGUCACACUGGAGAGAAACCCUAUGAAUGUAGUGAAUGUGGAAAAGCCUUUAGUAAGAGCUCAACUCUGACCCUACAUCAGCGAAAUCACACUGGAGAAAAACCCUACAAAUGCAACAAAUGUGGGAAAUCCUUUAGCCAAAGCACAUACCUUAUAGAACAUCAGAGACUUCAUUCUGGAGUAAAACCUUUUGAAUGUAAUCAGUGUGGAAAAGCUUUCAGUAAGAAUUCAUCUCUUACUCAACAUCGAAGAAUUCAUACUGGAGAGAAACCUUAUGAGUGCAUGGUAUGUGGAAAACACUUCACUGGGCGAUCAUCCCUUACUGUACAUCAGGUUAUUCACACUGGAGAGAAACCUUAUGAAUGCAAUGAAUGUGGAAAGACCUUCAGCCAGAGCGCAUACCUCAUUGAGCAUCAAAGAAUUCAUACUGGUGAGAAACCGUAUGAGUGUGAUCAGUGUGGAAAAGCCUUCAUUAAGAAUUCCUCCCUUACAGUGCAUCAGAGAACUCAUACAGGAGAGAAGCCCUAUCAGUGUAAUGUCUGUGGAAAAGCCUUCAGCCGGAGCACAAACCUUACACGACAUCAAAGAACUCACACGUGA
Molecule: messenger RNA, 1461 nt
Organism: Otolemur garnettii (small-eared galago)
Lineage: Eukaryota; Metazoa; Chordata; Mammalia; Primates; Galagidae
Gene: ZFP2
Product: ZFP2 zinc finger protein
Biological process (GO): regulation of transcription by RNA polymerase II
Molecular function (GO): RNA polymerase II cis-regulatory region sequence-specific DNA binding; DNA-binding transcription factor activity, RNA polymerase II-specific
Source: RefSeq, a predicted model, not a curated record